AUGAAGCUCACCACCCUCCUAACAACCACCCUCUGGGCCACCACCGCCCUCGCCGCAGCCAAACCCCUCAUAGAGAAACGCGACCUCGCCACCGCAGCAGCGACACCCGCAACAGCAGCAGCAGCAAUGCACACCCCCAAUGCCGCAGCAUCAGCUACACCCAGUUCUCGUGCGUCGGCAAGUGCCUCUGCCUCUUCAUCGGGUGCUUCGGCGCAAUAUGAGACGAGUAAUAAUGACGACGAUGACGAUGAUUACGAUGAUUACGAUGAGGAGGAUCACGACGAUGACGAUGAUGGAAAGGAUCCUAAGGGGGGUGAUGAUGGUGGGGAUAAGGGUGGGGAUGAUCAGGAUAAGAGUGAUCCGUUUGAAUUCUUGUCGGGGAUUUUGGGAUUGCUUGGUGGAUUGGGUCUGCGGUGA
Molecule: messenger RNA, 417 nt
Organism: Aspergillus piperis CBS 112811
Lineage: Eukaryota; Fungi; Ascomycota; Eurotiomycetes; Eurotiales; Aspergillaceae
Exons: 5
Coding region: 1-417 (138 amino acids)
Source: RefSeq, a predicted model, not a curated record